CCCCGCCUCCCGGGUGGUGCGCUCCGGGCUGGAGGCGUCCCUGAAGCGACCCUCCCUGCUUGCAGCGUCUGCUGCCCCACGCUCUCUGGACCAGGAGAGCAAGCGGAACAUGGCCUCGGCCACUGUGACAGCAGCAAGACGGACCCUCGGCCGGACCCCUUCGCUCCUCCUCGGGCGUGGCUACCAGACGGAAAGGGGUGUCUACGGCUACCGGCCAAGGAAGCCCGAGAGCCGGGAACCCCGCGGCGGCUUGGCGCGCCCCCCAGUGGAUCAUGGACUUGCCAGGUUGGUGACAGUAUAUUGUGAGCAUGGUCACAAAGCUGCCAAAAUCAAUCCUCUCUUCACCGGACAAGCCCUGCAGGAGAAUGUGCCCGAAAUCCAAGCCCUUGUGCAGACCCUGCAGGGACCCUUUAACACCACAGGAUUAUUGAACAUGGGGAAGGACGAGGCCUCGCUGGAGGAAGUAUUAGCCUAUCUCAACCAAAUCUACUGUGGACAGAUUUCUAUUGAAACCUCCCAACUUCAGAGCCAAGAGGAGAAAGACUGGUUUGCCAAGCGGUUUGAGGAACUAAAAAAGGAGACAUUUACCACAGAAGAGAGAAAACAUCUGUCCAAACUAAUGCUAGAAUCGCAGGAGUUUGACCACUUUUUGGCCACCAAGUUUGCCACGGUUAAGCGAUAUGGAGGCGAAGGAGCUGAAAGCAUGAUGGGCUUUUUCCAUGAGUUGUUGAAAAUGUCAGCUUACAGUGGGAUCACCGAUGUCAUCAUUGGGAUGCCCCAUAGAGGGAGACUUAAUUUAUUGACAGGCCUUCUGCAGUUCCCUCCAGAGCUGAUGUUCCGUAAAAUGCGAGGCUUAAGUGAAUUUCCGGAGAAUGUCCCAGCCACUGGAGAUGUGCUGUCUCACCUGACCUCCUCGGUUGAUCUGGACUUUGGUGCACACCAUCCCCUGCACGUGACAAUGCUGCCUAACCCCUCGCACCUAGAGGCCGUUAACCCCGUAGCCGUCGGGAAGACUCGGGGAAGGCAGCAGUCCAGGCAGGAUGGGGACUACUCCCCAGACAGUUCGGCUCAGCCUGGGGACAAAGUCAUAUGUUUACAGGUUCACGGUGAUGCUUCUUUCUGUGGUCAAGGGAUUGUUCCUGAAACAUUUACACUCUCUAAUCUCCCACAUUUCAGAAUUGGUGGGAGUGUCCAUUUGAUUGUCAAUAACCAGCUGGGUUACACCACUCCGGCAGAAAGAGGAAGAUCUUCCUUAUACUGUAGUGAUAUCGGGAAGCUUGUGGGCUGUGCCAUCAUCCACGUCAAUGGAGACAGCCCGGAGGAAGUGCUCCGUGCCACACGACUGGCUUUUGAAUACCAGCGCCAGUUCCGGAAGGACGUGAUUAUUGAUUUGUUAUGCUACAGGCAGUGGGGCCACAACGAGCUGGAUGAGCCCUUCUUCACCAACCCGGUCAUGUACAAGAUCAUCAGAGCCCGAAAGAGCAUUCCAGACACAUAUGCAGAGCACCUUAUUGCCAUUGGACUGAUGACCCAGGACGAGGUGUCAGAAAUCAAAGCCUCCUACUACGCAAAGUUAAAUGACCAUUUAACGAACAUGGCCCAUUAUAGCCCCCCUGCCACUCACCUGCAAGCCCACUGGCAGGGUCUGGUUCAGCCGGAAGCUCACAUUUCCACCUGGAACACAGGUGUGCCCCUAGACCUGCUGAGGUUUAUUGGCGGGAAGUCUGUGGAGGUGCCGGAGGAGCUCCAGAUGCACAGUCACCUUCUGAAGAUGUAUGUUCAGUCCAGACUGGAGAAGGUGAUGGAUGGAACCAAGAUAGACUGGGCCACAGCAGAAGCUCUUGCCUUGGGCUCAUUACUUGCUCAAGGUUUUAAUGUGCGUCUGAGUGGCCAAGAUGUUGGCCGUGGAACUUUUAGUCAAAGGCAUGCAAUGGUGGUUUGCCAGGAGACUGAUGACACCUACAUCCCCCUGAACCAUAUGGACCCUAACCAGAAGGGAUUUCUAGAGGUCAGCAACAGCCCACUGUCAGAAGAGGCCGUCCUGGGAUUCGAGUACGGCAUGAGCAUUGAGAGCCCUAAGUUACUGCCCCUCUGGGAGGCUCAGUUUGGCGAUUUCUUCAAUGGCGCCCAGAUCAUCUUCGACACAUUCAUCUCUGGAGGAGAGGCCAAGUGGCUCCUCCAGAGUGGCAUUGUCAUUCUCCUUCCUCACGGGUAUGAUGGCGCUGGACCUGACCACUCAUCUUGUCGCAUAGAGCGUUUCCUGCAGAUGUGUGACAGCACAGAGGAGGGGGUGGAUGGAGACACAGUGAACAUGUUUGUGGCACACCCCACGGCUCCUGCACAGUAUUUCCAUUUGCUCAGGAGACAGAUGCUCCGGAACUUCAGAAAACCCCUCAUCGUUGCUUCUCCGAAGAUGUUACUCAGAUUCCCUGCAGCUGUGUCAACUCUUCAAGAAAUGGCACCAGGAACAACAUUCAAACCCGUCAUUGGUGAUUCAUCUGUGGAUCCAAAAAACGUUAAGAGUCUAGUGUUCUGCUGCGGCAAACACUUCUAUGCCCUGCUGAAGCAGAGGGAAUCUUUGGAGGCUAAGAAGCGUGAGUUUGCCAUCAUCCGAAUAGAGGAACUGUGCCCUUUCCCACUGGACUCCUUACAACAGGAGAUGAGCAAAUACCAGCAUGUUAAAGAUUUUAUCUGGAGUCAGGAGGAACCUCAGAACAUGGGUCCGUGGUGUUUUGUUUCUCCAAGAUUUGAAAAGCAACUGGCCUGCAAGCUCCGCCUUGUGAGCCGCCCAGCUUUGCCAACACCCGCUGUAGGAAUCGGCACCGUUCACCUGCAGCAGCAUGAAGAUGUCCUCACCAAGACCUUUGCUUGAUGAUGUCCUUUGAAGAAAGACGACUUCCUGUUACGAAAAUUGCCCUAAAAAGAAAGACCUGCUUCCUCUACUCUCUCCUCUUUCCGUUAGGUAAUAUGAAAAGCUAAGAUCUGGGAUUGAUGAAGACAGUUUAAUCUGGAAUACGUGGACUAGCCAAGGAAAUCGGUACUAGGAACUUUUAUCCUUAAAAGUAACAUCGUGUCAUGUUUUGCUUAGAUCUGAGAGUGUUACACAGGUAGGUCAUUAUCCAGAGUUUUUCAGAUGCCACUCUUUCUCAUUAACUGUAUAUGCCCAGAAAAAGUUCUUUAGGCUGACUUCAUAGAUACAUAUAGAUUGUCUCAACAUUGCCUUUCGAUUUGUUUGAUGCAUAUCACUGUCAUUAAUUUUCCCCUUCUUUAUUCAAAGUCUAAUAUUUUAAUUUGUGUCAUUUUUGGUGCUGUUUUCCUGCCACUGAAAAAUGUUUCCCCAAACAUUGUAGCAAAACUAUGUUAGUCCUAAUUUGUUUUCUUCUAGAUCGUUGUACCCAUUAUCUUUAAAUAAAUUAAAUGCCAAUCUGUAAGUAUGAUCUUUCAGCAUAGUAUUAAGUAUUGAGCUUUGGCUACAAUGAAAUUGAUUUGUGGUCUGUUUCACCAUAAUAUCUUUCUUUCCUAAAUUGUUCUUGCACUGAUAUUGUCAUAUUUUAAAUUGACGUUCGGUGUCUGAUAUGUGGAUUUCAGCCUGGUUGAUUAACCAGUCUUGCCUCUAAAAGUCCCUGCUGCAGUAUGAUGUUUAUUUGUGGUGUUUAAGGAGCUCUGUGACUUUGACAGUGGGAAUUUCCCAAAGCCAGGAACUUGGGGGUUCACCAACCCACUCCCUUACUCUGAAAUGAAACUGAGUGCUGGAAGCAUAACUAAACAGCAGAAACUGUGCAGCUUUCCGUGGCUUGGUGCUGCAGAGGCCAUCGACCAUUCUUGUGCUGUGACACUGUUUUACUCAGAAGCGAUGGGGAAGUACGAGGGCACUGGAAUGCCCUGUCCACUUUUACUGGUAAAUAACUGGUAAUGUCCUUCAGAAUCAAUGUAUGAGUUGUUCUGGUUACAGCUCACGAUUCACAUCUUACAUGUAUUCAUUAGUGUACUGAUUGAACAUUUCUGUAAUAUUCACAUCCCUUUUAUUCCUUUCUGUGUCAAAUAAAUCAUGUAACUUGGUGCCACUCAUGUAAAAUUACAAAGUAAAAUUACAAAGGACUGUUUAAUGAGAAUAGUUAUCAAUGUUGUAUACCGAACUAGAAAAAAAAAUAAAAUCAGAGCCUUUUUUUUCCCCCCCAAAUC
Molecule: messenger RNA, 4182 nt
Organism: Rhinolophus ferrumequinum (greater horseshoe bat)
Lineage: Eukaryota; Metazoa; Chordata; Mammalia; Chiroptera; Rhinolophidae
Gene: DHTKD1
Product: dehydrogenase E1 and transketolase domain containing 1
Exons: 17
Coding region: 110-2872 (920 amino acids)
Biological process (GO): tricarboxylic acid cycle
Molecular function (GO): thiamine pyrophosphate binding; oxoglutarate dehydrogenase (succinyl-transferring) activity
Source: RefSeq, a predicted model, not a curated record